Molecule: messenger RNA, 885 nt
Organism: Cladophialophora yegresii CBS 114405
Lineage: Eukaryota; Fungi; Ascomycota; Eurotiomycetes; Chaetothyriales; Herpotrichiellaceae
Exons: 3
Coding region: 1-885 (294 amino acids)
Source: RefSeq, a predicted model, not a curated record
AUGGCAGACAUUGCUGCUACCCUUACCCGGAUUCCAAGACCUACCGCGACGACCAUCCCAGCCAGCCCUAUUACUGCUGCACCCUCGUUAACGCACCAGCGUGAGCUGUUCAGGAGAGACGAGACGGUCAGUGAAGACACCUGUGGCUGGGUGAAUGGCGAUCUGAACACUCCUUUCGUCUGCAAUUAUCCCUACUAUCAACCCUGUCUAUGGUCACCGGAGCUCCACGCAGUGGGAUGCUGCGGCGGUCCCUCCACCACGGACUGCGCCUGGGUCACGUCCUGCGUGCCUUACUCGAUGGUGGACAACGGUUGCGACUCGGCAUGCCAGGCGAAUUACCUGAACACGGUGUGUAACGAAGCUUAUCCGCUCUGCGCGACAGCCACAUUCGGCGGCCCGGAAGGAUACACGUACCUCUCCUGCACGGACACUGUCGGCCCCACCGACACCAUGAUGGUAACCUACUACGGCGGCAACGCGACCUCCAUCGCGGGCCUCCCGCGGUACUUCUCCGACUACUGGUACGGUAGCGGCACUGCCACGGACACGUCCUCGGCGACCAGCACAUCGACAUCCACGAGCGGCGACGCCGAUUUCAACGAUACCUUGUCCUGGUUCUCGGCGCACAGGACCGUCCUCAUCGGCGCGAUUGCCGGCUUUUGCGGGUUGGUGCUCCUCCUCCUUGUGGGCUGUUGUGUCAUUAGGAGGAAGCGGGCGAGCCGAGGCGUUUACAGGCCUGCGAGCCAGGCUGGGCCGGUCUAUACGAUGCAGGCGCCAGGGCAGGGCCAGGAGCAGUUUCCGAUGAUGCAGUAUCGCGGGUAUGGCUCGGAGUAUGACAUUCAGGGAGCCGGUUACGGGAGGGUCUACGUCGGUCCGAAUAAGUGA